Molecule: messenger RNA, 4077 nt
Organism: Pseudophryne corroboree (corroboree frog)
Lineage: Eukaryota; Metazoa; Chordata; Amphibia; Anura; Myobatrachidae
Gene: ALDH1A2
Product: aldehyde dehydrogenase 1 family member A2
Exons: 13
Coding region: 207-1763 (518 amino acids)
Molecular function (GO): aldehyde dehydrogenase (NAD+) activity
Source: RefSeq, a predicted model, not a curated record
CCAGCCCCCCUGCUUCUCCCCCUGUGUCCAAUAAGGAGAGACCCAGCUUGACACCUGCCUAUAUACAGGGGAAGGGAGCAAAUAUCCAGAACACUCAUCUUUUCUCCACCACAAACAAAUAUUAGGUUAGUUAAUAAGAGCCAGAAAGGAAGAGGUGGGUUAGUGAGAAGAAGAAAAAAUCAAAACACAUUUUGCAGCAUCCAGCUAUGACUUCCAAUAAAAUAGAAAUGCCUGGGGAAGUGAAGACAGACCCUGCAGCACUGAUGGCCUCUUUACAUCUUCUGCCCUCACCCACCACAAACCUGGAGGUCAAGCACACCAAGAUAUUUAUAAACAAUGAGUGGCAGAGUUCAGAAAGUGGCCAUGUGUUCCCAGUCUACAAUCCUGCUACAGGGGAGCAAAUCUGUGAAGUCCAGGAAGCUGUGAAGUCUGAUGUAGACAAGGCAGUGAGGGCUGCCCGCUUGGCAUUUUCCCUGGGUUCUGUGUGGAGGAGAAUGGAUGCAUCGGAAAGAGGACGGCUGUUGGAUAAACUGGCUGAUCUGGUGGAAAGAGAGCGGGCAAUACUUGCUUCACUAGAGUCUUUAAAUAGUGGCAAGCCCUUCCUACAGUCUUUUUAUGUUGAUCUUCAAGGAGUGAUUAAGACCUUUCGGUACUAUGCUGGCUGGGCAGAUAAAAUACAUGGCAUGACGAUCCCUGCAGAUGGUGAUUACUUUACCUUUACAAAACAUGAACCUAUUGGUGUGUGUGGACAAAUCAUCCCGUGGAAUUUUCCCCUUUUGAUGUUUGCAUGGAAGAUUGCUCCAGCUCUGUGCUGUGGGAACACUGUGGUCAUUAAACCAGCUGAACAAACUCCACUCACUGCACUUUAUAUGGGUGCCCUAAUCAAGGAGGCUGGGUUUCCACCAGGAGUUGUUAAUAUUUUGCCCGGAUAUGGACCAACUGCAGGCGCAGCAAUAACAUCUCACCCUGGCAUAGAUAAGAUUGCUUUCACUGGAUCUACAGAGGUCGGAAAGCUGAUCCAAGAAGCAGCUGGAAGAAGCAAUCUGAAAAGAGUGACUCUUGAGUUGGGUGGGAAGAGCCCCAACAUUAUAUUUGCAGAUUCAGAUUUGGACUAUGCUGUGGAACAGGCACACCAAGGUGUCUUCUUCAACCAAGGACAGUGCUGUACUGCAGGCUCCCGAACAUUUGUGGAGGACUCCAUCUAUGAUGAGUUUGUCCGGAGGAGUGUUGAACGUGCAAAGAGAAGAAUAGUUGGAAGUCCUUUUGAUCCAACUACAGAACAAGGCCCUCAGACUGACAAGAAACAAUACAAUAAAAUCCUGGAAAUGAUUCAGAGUGGCAUUGCUGAAGGUGCUAAACUGGAAUGUGGUGGCAAAUCACUAGGGAGAAAAGGAUUCUUCAUAGAACCUACUGUAUUCUCAAAUGUAGCAGAUGACAUGAGAAUCGCCAAAGAGGAGAUAUUUGGACCUGUACAACAAAUACUAAGGUUUAAAACCAUGGAGGAAGUCAUAGAUAGGGCGAACAAUUCUGACUUCGGGUUAGUUGCAGCUGUAUUCACCAACGAUAUCAACAAGGCCCUUACCGUGUCAUCUGCAAUGCAAGCUGGAACUGUGUGGAUAAACUGCUACAAUGCCUUAAAUGCCCAAAGCCCAUUUGGAGGAUACAAGAUGUCUGGAAAUGGGAGGGAAAUGGGAGAAUAUGGACUGAGGGAAUACACAGAAGCAAAAACCGUGACCAUAAAGAUCACACAGAAGAAUUCCUAAGAAGCAAAAUUCCAGUAGAAGAAAAAAAAGUCUCUAGAUGACUUUUGUUUGCUAGGAAGUAUUGAAAUGUUAGCAUGUCAUAACACUUCUGUUAUUGACUGUAAUGAAGAUUAAGACGCGCUUGGAUUGAGCUUUCUCUAGGAAAUCUGGUCUGCUGCCAUCCUCUGUAAAAUGUAUCCAGACCACUACUCAGGAAUAGACUUAAUAGAAUAUAAGCAGUUUCUGGAGCUACAGUCUGGAAAUAGUUAGUCUUUGGUCUUCAAUACACUCUUCAAAAUCUUUUAACCUGAUUUUCAUUUCCACCAUAGUAUAUUUACAGUAGAUAUUCAUUGUAUUAAGCUCCAUAAGUGUGUAAUAUAUAAAGCAGCAUAUGUAUGUUUUGCCUUGUAUUGGAAGUAGGUCUUCCAUCUCUUGGACGAGUUGGCCUUUAAGCUGUACGCAUGGACAGAUAUGGCUUGUUUUAAAACCAGAAAUCUCCCAGACUUAACUAGUACAUUUUUAUAUCCAUUUAAUUUAAUCAAACUGUUAUUGCCUAAAAUGAAUUUCAAGCCAGAUAAUUUAUCCUAUUUAUAACAAGCACGCAUAAUUUCUUGUAAUCUAGCCAAUGUUUUUAAAUGGGUUUUUAAUUGUAAGGUUUUUAUUACAAAUCGUGGCCCUUAAAAUGUUUGAGUGGGUGGGAGGGAGAGGGCUUUCUCUAGUAGUUCCUGUUCUUGAUUACUUUGAAUUCUGUAAGUUCAACCUCAGCAUUCUAAACGAUAUAUUAAAGCUUCCAUUACUGGCUUUAUUGCUCAAUAAAACAGAGACUAGAUAAAUCAAGCAGAUACUUCAAUUUUUUUGGACAUUUUAAAUGUUUAUAUGAAAUUGACUAAUAAAACCUGGAAGAGUUCUGCUUUCAAGUGGCUCCAUUGUACAGCAUUGUAGCAUACCCAUGAACUAAAAUAUGCAUUCAAAUUUCUAGAUAUUAUAUUAGUUUGGAAUGUCUUUAAAUUUUACACUUCAGAUUUUUUUUUUAGCCUUGUACAUAUAUUUUAUUUGUAUUUUGUGUGGGAGAAGUUCUCACUUUUUACUUUUUCUGGUAUGGAUUCCGAGCUGAUCUGUGUAGCACAUGUAGUUAAUUUCCAUACUGUACUGUAAAAACUGUCUCUGUACAGUAUUGGUAUAUCAUGCCAAAUGGUGUUCCAUUGCCAUGACAUCUCAUCUUUCAUUUUUCUCAAGUUGUAUUUCUAGCCUAGACAAAAAAGGAAAAUCCAUGUGUAGUACAUAUCUCAUAUGGCCACUAUAAAGUACAACUUGCCUUAUAUGAAAUAGCUAAAAAUAUUUGCUGAUACUGUAUUCAUUAAAGGAGCGCAACUAUAUGCAGCUCCUGUGGCAACACGUACCAAUUUGAUGCAGUAAGUAGUUGUGCAUUACCCCCCCUCCAAACACACACAACCAUCCUCAUCAUCACUAUCUGGCUGGUGACUAUGAAUUAUGCCGUGUAUGUCAAAGUCAGAAUAAUCCCUGCCUCCAACAGAAUUUGACAUAUGUACAUUUGCUAUGUAGAAGAUUGCCUACUAUUCUGUGGUCAGUGUUUUCACUAUAAGGAGGCUUGUUAUCAGUAAUAAUACUGUAGGACACUGUAAAAGCGUCAGAUUACAACUUGUAUCCAUUUUACAUAUGUAUUUGUGAAAGCUAUUUUUGUGCUAUUAUAUAAACUAGUGUUUUAGUGUUCUGUUAAUCUUUUAAUCUAUAUUGGCUGGUGUUCUAUAAGGCUAGUAACAAACUGUGCACAGUAUUGAAUAUAACUCAAAGGUUAACUUAAAGCAUUCUUUUGUGUCUCAAACUUACAUGUAAUUUAUGAAAUUAUGCUGUGGAAUGACUUGUUUUUACCCUUUAAAGAAAAAAAUAAUGAUUGUUUUUUGCCUUGUGGUUUUGUUUGUUUGGUUUUUUUUUACUAAAAAUGGAUCCCCACUCCAUCCCCAUCAUACACAUUCACUUUUUUCUUGUGCCCUAAACAUUAUUUGCAAUUUUGGCUGGAAACAAAUUAUUUUAUUUUUUAAUAAAUAAUUGAAAAUGCUUUUUUGACCAUGCCCGUAGAUAUUUAUAAAAGGUAUGUUUUAAUGUAUGGAAAUGUGGCAAAAACAAAUGUAUAUGGAAGCCACAAUAAGGUUUAAUGGCUGGUUAAUUGGUACUGUAUACCACUCUUGUGUGGGGCUCUAGAUCAAAAUGUCAACCUGCAUGUUUGUUUUAUCAUUCAUGUAUAUACAGUUGUUAAAAUGUAAAGGAUAUGAAUAUUUUCUAUUUUUUUUCCCAUUAAAAUUCCAGAUAAACUACA